Messenger RNA from Lacerta agilis (Sand lizard), 1869 nucleotides. RefSeq names its product coiled-coil domain containing 24 (gene CCDC24). The transcript has 9 exons. The record is from RefSeq and is a predicted model, not a curated record. The coding region runs from base 314 to 1462 and encodes 382 amino acids. Lineage: Eukaryota; Metazoa; Chordata; Lepidosauria; Squamata; Lacertidae.
CCUGUCUGCCUCCUGGACACGGCUCCUUUAAGAGGCGAGGCUUCAGAGGAACGCGGUGGGGCGUUUCCAUGGAGACGGCGAGUUUAUAUUCCAGAGAGUUGGAAGGGGCAGAGGGUGGAGGGGGAUCGGAUAGGGCAAGACGCCUGGCCCUCCGCCCCUCCGCCCGGUGUCGCAGGUGAGGGCUACCGCAGAGUUAUGUCCGUGAGUCCGUAGGGAGUGAGGAAGUGUGGGAAGAGUAAAAGGUCUGGGGCGGAAGUGGGCUCGGUGGGACGAGACGUAGCCUCAUUUAUCGUGGAAUUGAAUUACAGCACCCAUGUUGCCCUUGUCUGGUGUAUCUGAGGAACCUUUGCAGUUGGUACCAUCACUCUGGAGAAUGGUAGAGGAACAAUUAGCACCCAGUGAGAGGCUUGAGGCGAAAGCUAUCUUGGGUCAUGGCCUUGUGGAACGGAGCUUGGAACUUCAUGCUGAGGUGCGGACACUGUUGGAAUUCCAUCAGGAGUUGCAGUCAGGCUGCCUUGGAGUGGAACAAAGCCCACUGCAAGCGGCUGACAGCUGGGCCUUGCUGGCAGCUCCCCCCAAUCUCAAGGAGCUGGUGAGGGAGGAGAUCCGCCUUCUUCUAAUUGGCCUGCAGCAGAAGGCAUCACAGGAGGGCAGAAACCAAGAUUGUGCUAUCGCUAAAUACAGCCCUCAUGUGGUCACCUUUGCACUGAAGGCAAAUGCUGGCAAUAGUCAGUCUUCAUCUGGGAGCAGUGCCCUAGUCAGGCCAUUAUUCUCCAGAACCGCUAAUCUGGAAUCCUUCUGUAAUAAACUGAAUAUUGCCCAUAUCAGUGAGGUAGCCUCUCAACUUCGAACCUUGCUAGAGGAUGAGUGCUGUGAUCUGGAAAGAUACAUCCCUUAUUUACAGUGCCAACUGGAGGAGGCGCAUCAGCAUGCUACAGAGCUGCUAGAGGCAACACAUGAACCCACCAUGGCUGAAUUACAAGAGGAGAAGCGCGCCAUGGAACGGGAUUUGCAGCUAAGCCAGCCUAAGCUAGGCACCAGCCCUUCCCUGAUGUCGAAACAUCUUGGGAGUAGCAGCUACCAGCCGCAAUUCAGUGGUUUAAGAGGCGUGGCAAAAGGACCAAGCUUUGGAGAGAUCAGUCCUGCUUCUUCACCAACUCUCAGAGACCAGACUUCUUCUUUAUGCCAUCAGGCACUACCCCGGCGGGGCCACUCAGCACGAGGGUCCUAUGGAUGGCCACAGCGAGAUGGUGAGGAACCCAACCAAGCCAGGAAGGACAAUGAUGUUCUGCUGCCCAGACCUGUGCUGCCAGUGCCUCUGAAAGGGGGCAGGAUUGCUUCAGCCUGCGGGUUGGCAGUAGCAGGGUUGGAUGUCUUCCACCCCAAACCUCCUACAGAGCCAUGCCCAGUGCCCCGCUUCUGCCCUCGCACUCGGCUGCUACGAUGCAAAGGACCCAGCUAGGGAACAGAUAGCUGCCACCUUCCCUUAAGUACGUCACUUCCCACUCCCAUGCUGCAGGGGACCCAGCCCUGCAGCAUCCUGUGCCUCAAGAGUUGCUGCUGUUGCCUUUUGCUCAUCCUUGUGAACAGGGUCAAUGGGAUUCCAGGGAAAGCAAAAAGGCAAAGAAAUGCAUAUAUACAACCUCCCCAACCCAUGAAUGCAGAUAAACUACUUGCAAGUGGGACUCAUGCCAGUGAGAUGCUUCUUCUCCUUCUUGUCCACAACACAGGGCAGUGGGCCUUGUGGCAGUGAGGCUGUGAACCCAACCCACACCUUCCCCAUUCCUCCACGCAUGCCAAAGAACUGUACCACCCAAGGUUCAGGAAUAUAAAUUUCAUUAAAAUCUAUCAGACUUUAAAAAUCUACAA